This is a messenger RNA of Megalops cyprinoides (Indo-Pacific tarpon), 2901 nucleotides long. RefSeq names its product protein adenylyltransferase SelO-like. The coding region runs from base 272 to 2023 and encodes 583 amino acids. NCBI's taxonomy places the organism in Eukaryota, Metazoa, Chordata, Actinopteri, Elopiformes, Megalopidae. The record is from RefSeq and is a predicted model, not a curated record. The transcript has 19 exons.
AGGAUCACUGAUACUUUGACAGCUGGACAACUUUCUAAACAAAGCUUGUUCUUUAGAUAAUGUUAGAAAGGAUAAACAACAAAAUGAAUACAUCGGGUCUGGGUAAAUUUGUGGAUGGCUCGCUUUCACUGGAUGUUAGCCUUUAAAGUUAUAGGGGUAAAUAAGUGAAGUGUAUAGCGUGUUAGCCACCUAGCUUUAAGGUAAAGACAAGAGAGAAUGUGGCUGGCUGUGAAGCUAACUGGCCAGACAGCUGGCUAGCGACCACCGCGACAUGACACGCAGAAGCUGCUGUUCAGUCUGCGCUUUCUUCCUCGUCGUGUCCAGUUUGUCAUUGUUGACGGCAGUAGGUUUUGAAUUUUGUGAAAACGGCGGCGAUUGCUUCGACAGUAACAGCCAGUUGCUUUCCAGUUUCAAGAGAAGUAACUAUGCUGGGGCCGGGAGGAAACUUGUCUCCAGUUUGGACUCCUUCACUUUGUCAUGCAGGAAAUUAAUAGACGCUUUCCCGCUGGAUGAAGUACGAGACAAUUUUGUCCGCGGUGUGAAAAACUGCAUAUUCUCAGUGUCUGAGCCAACCCCUCUCAAAGGCCGCCUGAGGGUUGCUGCAGUAUCUAAGGAGGUCUUGGAGGAGCUGUUGGACCUGAAUGUUUCUGUGUCACAGACAGCAGAUUUUGUUCAUUACUUCAGCGGUGGGAAACUGUGGCGUGGGUCAAUCCCCCUUGCACAUAGAUACGGAGGGCACCAGUUUGGCAUCUGGGCAGGACAGCUGGGAGAUGGAAGGGCUCAUUUGCUUGGUGAAUACACCAACAGGAACGGUGAGCGAUGGGAACUACAGCUGAAAGGCUCUGGAAAGACCCCAUAUUCACGGUCAGGAGAUGGGCGGGCCGUCCUGCGCUCCUCUGUCAGGGAAUUCCUGUGCAGCGAAGCCAUGCACUUCCUGGGCGUGCCCACCAGCCGAGCUGCCAGCAUUAUUUUAAGCGAGGAGCCUGUUUGGAGGGACCAGUUCUAUAAUGGGAAUGUGAAAAAGGAGAGAGGCGCCGUUGUCCUCCGCUUGGCCAAGUCAUGGUUCCGCAUCGGAUCACUGGAAAUCUUAUCCAAAGCUGGUGAGCUGGACCUGCUACGGAAGCUGUUAGACUAUGUCAUUGAGGAGCAUUUCCCUUCUGUAAAACCAAGUGAGCCAGACAAAUAUUUGGUUUUCUACGCAAAGGUUGUGGCUGAAACAGCUCAGCUUAUUUCACAAUGGAUGUCAGUUGGCUUUGCACAUGGAGUGUGCAACACGGAUAACUUCAGCUUGCUCUCAGUCACCAUUGAUUAUGGCCCCUUUGGAUUUAUGGAAUCCUACAACCCAAACUUCGUACCCAACACCUCAGACGAGGAGGGUAGGUACAGCAUAGGAAAUCAGGCCAACGUCGGCCUGUUCAACCUGGAGAAGCUGGGAGAGGCCCUGUGGCCCGUGCUGACCCCCCCGCAGCAGACCAUGGCUAUGCAACUGCUGAAAGAAUAUCCUCGGAUUUACCAUGCAAGGUUUCACGAGUUAUUUAAGGCAAAGCUGGGCUUGCUGGGAAGCCAAGAGAGUGACGGCUAUCUGAUUGCUUUUCUCCUGAAGCUGAUGGAGGACACGGGGGCGGACUUCACCAUGACCUUCAGGCACCUCAGUGAGAUCUCCGCCCGGCAGCUGCAGGACCUCGCGAUCCCACAGGAGAUGUGGGCCCUCCAAGAUCUCUCUGCCCACCAGUUCUUCUCCGAGUGGGUCAGCUUGUACCUGCAGAGGCUGAACAGGCAGGGAGAGGAUUCGGAUGCAGAGCGGCGGAGCAGGAUGAAAGGAGUCAAUCCGAGAUACGUCCUAAGGAACUGGAUGGCAGAAUCUGCAAUCGGGAAAGCAGAAAAGGAUGAUUUCUCUGAGGUGCAGCGGCUGCAGGAGGUUCUGCGACUCCCCUUCCAGGAGCAGGAGAGGGCAGAGGGGGUUGGGUACGCCGCCCGCCCCCCUCGCUGGGCGGACAGUCUCAGGGUCAGCUGCUCCUCCUGACGGCCCCCGGAGCAGCGGUGGACGGGGAGGGGGCAGGGCCAAGCGGGGACAGUGCUGUCCCAGCUUUUAAUUGGACGACAUCCUGCCGCAUCCUCUCCUUUCUAUAAAAACACACGUGGGCCAGUUUCACAGAUGUUGCAAGGCUGAAGUCCGUAGCUUGCUCUCCGUAGCCGUGUUUACUUCUGUCUGCAUGGAAGAUGGAAAUGGAUUUUAUAAAAAUAUACAUGCAUCCAAAGCUACAUGUAUAUGCAAAGCUGCAUGUAUAUGCUGCAAGCUUUGGAUAGAUGGCAAAAGUAGAAAAUGUCAAUCAAGGAAAAAAAAGACUCAUACACUGAUGUACAGCUCCCAAAAUAAGUGAUUUUAUUAACGUAAAGCAGGAGGGCAAAAGUUUGUUCUGUUCUUUGUCAGUGGGGGUUGCCUACUUUUUUGAGAAUGGAAGAAAAAGGCAUUUACAAAGUGCAGCCAUGUAAAACGUCUAUGCUGAAAUAAAUACAAAUACAGUGGCAGGAGACCGGAUAAUAAACCGUUCCAGCUGAUCAUGGUGCCCCUGCUUAGUUUCAAACCGCAAAUACUAGAGAGUCAGCCCUUUAGGGCCUCUUUGCUCUCGGGUAUACCGGUCGCUGACACACAUGAAGCACACAGUGAGGGGGUAAUUUUCGUAAAUGUUGACCCCACCAGACUGAGUGGGGAAAACUCUGAAUAAGCACCUUGUGUCUGGCUGGAGAUCAUCCUGGAGACGGAUGUGCCCCAGACACACAUCCUGUAACCGUGACCUCUGGUCUCGAGCUGCUGCAACCUUAGAAAGUACCUGGACCAGGCCUGGUCCUUCAUCCCUUCCAACAUAACAUUACAUUUUUACAUUAUUGGCAUUUAGCAGA